AUGAAGGUUGAAGUUGAAUUAAUCUCCAAACAAGUCAUAAAACCCUCUUCUCCCACACCCAAUCAUCUUCGCCAUUACAAGCUCUCCUUGCUCGACCAGCUCACUCCUCAACUCAACAACUCCAUGGUUUACUUCUACGCUCAUGAAUCCAUGAGCAUCACCGACGACCCUUCGAACCACCUUAAGAAAUCGCUGUCUCAAGCCUUGUCAUAUUACUACCCACUCGCAGGAAGACACGUGGACAACACUUUUGUAGAGUGCAACGACGAGGGUGUCCCUUACUUGGAAGCUAAAGUCAGUUAUUGCAAGCUCAACGAUGUGUUGGAGAAUCCUAUACCAAGCGAGGUUAGUAAGUUGCUUCCAUUUGCAAUGGAUGAGAUUGUUGACACACUCCUUGGUGUUCAACUCAAUGUUUUUGAUUGUGGUGGAAUAGCCAUUGGUAUAUGCAUGUCCCACAAGAUAGGUGAUGCACUUUCCUUUUUUGGGUUCAUUCAAAGUUGGACAACUAUUGCUCGUGGAGAAGCACGUGAUCAUGAAGGAAUCAAGACACGUUUCAUAUCUGCAACCUUAUUUCCCCCAAGGGAUAUGUCGUGGUAUGAUCCAAACAAAAUCAUCCCAAAAGAUGAGAACAUCGUGUCUAAGAGAUUUGUGUUUGAUGCAACUGUCAUAGAUGCUCUCAAAGCAAAAUAUGAAGACAUGAUGGCUUUGCAAAAAACCCCUUCAAGAGUUGAGGUUCUAUCAACUUUCAUAUGGACUCGCUUUAUGGCCACUACUCAGGUCGCUUCUAAGGGGCACAGAUCCUAUGUUGUGGCUCACACAGUGAACCUGCGUUCGAGAAUGGACCCACCAUUACCAGCUUACGCGUUUGGAAAUUACUAUCGAGCUGCUACAAUGUUUCCAUUGUUGGAUUAUAAGGGGGAGUGUUGCGAUCUGGUGAGGAACCUUAGAGUGGAAAUAAAGAAAAUAGACAAUGAUUAUAUACUCAAACUUCAAGAGGGUAUUGAAUACUUGAACUCUCUUAGAGAAGAUUUUAAAAGAUUGGCGAAGAAUGAGGAGAAGGAGAUUGUGCCGUUUACCUUCACUGCUUUGUGCAGGUUUCCUGUUUAUGAUGCUGAUUUUGGUUGGGGGAAGCCAACCUGGGUAGGGCCACCCGCAUGGAAAGUGAAAAAUGUUGCUAUUUUUAUAGAUACCAAGUUAGGUGGUGGCAUUGAAGCAUAUAUAAGCAUGACAGAGGAGGAUAUGGUUGAAUUUCAAAAUGACAAGGAAUUGCUCGCACAUAUUUCAAAAUGA
This is a messenger RNA of Gastrolobium bilobum, 1290 nucleotides long. Its product is annotated as stemmadenine O-acetyltransferase-like. The record is from RefSeq and is a predicted model, not a curated record. NCBI's taxonomy places the organism in Eukaryota, Viridiplantae, Streptophyta, Magnoliopsida, Fabales, Fabaceae. The coding region runs from base 1 to 1290 and encodes 429 amino acids. The transcript has a single exon.